UGAUUAUGUAGUACGGAGUGUCUGACUUAAAAAGUACAACUUAAAAUGGCUACUGCCGACUGGAACCCCCUGGGUGAAGUAUAUUACAGGUCGAUAUAUAAUUAACAAACUCAUUGCUCGGACAAAUUAUCUGAUUGAGGAAUAGAAAAAAAGUUAAAAAUUGAAUAAAUAUUAUUUAAAACAUUUUUUUGGAUGGAAAAUAUACUUAGUUUACAAAAUACAAAAGGAAAAAGGCGACGCCCACUUUUAAUUUAAUUUUAAUAUAAAAUAAAAAAUAUGCCUAGUCUGUGCCAUGGAUUGUCUUGCAUGCACCAUCACUUACUAGUUAGGGUUAGCCCAGGGCCCUAGCAUUACUUUCAUAAUUAAUUGUUGCAGUUGACUUGACUUAAAUGAGCCUCAGUGUUGAUGUGUAUAGUACCGGUAUAUUAUUCAAUAUUGUAGACAUAGUACUAGUACUAGUACAACUACGACUACAGUAGAUUACAGUUACAGUGUCUACAAUUUGUAAUACUUUACUACUACUAGUAUUAAUACUACCAGGAGAUAGUAAUAUUUUUUGGAUAUAACCAUGGCACAUGGAAUGGCUCAAUGAAUCAUUUUUUUCUCAUUAGACAUAAGAUAUUUAACUUCUGUUUUUAAAAAUUAAAAACUAAAUCUUCCUACAUUUAAAAAUGUUAAAUACGGGUUGGCACAGAAUAUAGGAAAAUUCUGCAACCCCCCCCCCCCCCUCUUCAAUAAAUUUGAUCAAUUUUUAAGGAUACCAUUUAUCACGAUUAUAACGUUUUUGCAAGGUUUCACUGGAUGUAGAAUAUUUGUUUACAGAAAGAUAUUUAACUUUUGUUUUUAAAAAUUAAAAACUAAAUCUUCCUACAUUUAAAAAUGUUAAAUACGGGUUGGCACAAAAAAUAGGAAAAUUCUGCAACCCCCCCCCCCCCUCUUCAAUAAAUUUGAUCAAUUUUUAAGGAUACCAUUUAUCACGAUUAUAACGUUUUUGCAAGGUUUCACUGGAUGUAGAAUAUUUGUUUACAGAAAAUGUGACUUCUAUACCAUGGAAUGGGCUGGAGUGGUGGACAUAUCCAAACACAUUGUUGCAGUAUCAACAUACGGUGGCCCCAUAGGUAGACGUUGUCUGUUUGACUUAUAAUCCUUUUUCGGAAAUAAAGUUGUUGUUAGCUUGAAUUGAUUUGUGUAGGAUAAUUUCUUUGAAAUAAACUGUUAUUAAUUAUUCCUGUUAUUCAUUAUAAAUGAUGAUGUUUGUUUGCAGCCCUUAUGAAAGAUGAGAGUAAGACAGGAAGGGUGGUCACAAACUUAAAGCCAGUUAUAGGAAUAUACACUGCUGCUGGGAAAGUGCAGAGUCAAAUCAGGGUACAGUAAUGUUAAUUUUAAAAAAAAUUUAAACAAACGUUUUUCUCUGAUUUUAAAAAAGUCAAAUUAAUCAAAUUUUGUUUAGACACAUGAAAAUCCACUGAAAGUGACAUCAUGCUGAAAAUUUAUGAACUUUCUUCUUAAACGUCAAUGCUAAUAGUCUUAAGAUAAAGUAUAUGAAGACUUAAUUUAAGAUAAGACAAGAUUUUCCUUUAUUGAUACAAAUUGUAACAGACCAUGUUUGCACACGAAACCAUUGAGUCAGAGAGGUGGCAUAAUUUGAAUAUUGAACUAUGCUGACGUAUAUUUUUCACGGGGAAAGAGAGUAAAUUAUGUUUUUGAAAAGCGGAAUUGAGCCACACGCUUUGUUGAGUGAUCAGGGGCAGUACAUCGAAUGUCGUAGUUAAGUGAGGACGUGGUUGUUUUACUGAGAGGUGAAUUUUCUAUACCAUGGAAUAUUAUAGAUAUAUACAUAUGUGAAAUAAUUGCAUUGUGGAUGUUAUUAACUGGAUAUUUAUGCAAGGAUUCUUCUUAAUAUUAUUAUUGUAAAAGAUAACGUUAUAAAGUACUGUGAGUUUAAUUGGAAAUUAAUAUACUUCUUUGUGUGACAGGCUAAGUGAGUGAAGGAAUGGAAGAAGUAUUACUCUACUCAAGCCGGCAUCCUGAAUCAUCAAUAUAAAAGCAGUUAACCAUGCUACUGACACAACACCCUAAUAAAUAGCAUGUCAGAGCCAUGUGUUACACAAAUAUUUUGACAUUUUAUGUGAUUACGCUUUACUGGUUCAUUGAGUAAAAAACAUACAGUAGCAACAAUCUGAUUUAGCUUAACAGCUUUAAAAUUAAUUUAUUUUAUAAAAGAAAAUUGUAAUAUAAUAUUUUGAAAACACACCAAAAAAAAAAAAAAGCCCACGCAAUUACUGAUACUUUACAAAAGUUUUUUAAAUUUUAGAAUUAAAAGUUAUAUCUAUAUCAUCUAUCUAUCUAUCUAUAUUAUAUUUGUGAACUAUAACAGUCAGACAAAUGAUGUUAAUUUUUCUUAUCUGUGUUUCUAACAGUGGAACAGUGGCAAUGUGGUGACUAUUGGUUGGUCCAGUACUGAAGAGCUGCUGUGCAUACAAGAGGAUGGAGUCGUGCUUGUCUAUGAUAUGUUCCUUACAUUCCAACGCACAUUUGGGAUGGGACAGGUAACACUUAUAUUAUGUGCUCUUUUUUAAAUUUGAUAUUUAAAAUGUUCCACCCUAAAAAAAAAAAGACCCUUUUCUUUUUCUCCAUAGAAAAGUCACCCCCUCUUUGUCCUCCCAAUGAAGUCACUCUUUCUUUGUAGUCCUAUAAAAGUCAACCUUUGUAUGUUGUCCCAGAAAAUUCACCCUUUCUCUGUCUUCAUUCAAAAAACCUGAAAUAUUUAGAUUAAAAGUAGUCUAACUUUUUAUUUUAUUAUUUUUUAUUUAUAUUUUGCUUUAAGAAAUUUUUUUCAUUGUUGACAUAAUGUUUAAAAUACUGGUCAUAACUUUUGCUCUAAAGGGGGUAUUCAAUGGUGCCUUGUGUCUGGCUUACAUUUUGUGAUGGACUCAAUGUUUAGAUCAGUCCUCUCCAUUUAGUGUGUCCAUCUUAGUGUCAGAUUGAUCCACCCCUUCUCUUUGUGUUUGCAGGAGGCCAAAGAUGUCAAGAUCCUUUCUGCAAAAAUAUUCCCCACAGUUCAAGGUUCAGGAAUCGCUGUGAUGACAACUUCCUUCAGAAUUUUUCUGAUCAGUAAUGUUGACAGUCCAAGAAUAGUACGGCUUGCAGAAGUCCCAGGUAACUGCUGUCUUGCCAUUGAAGUUAUUUAAAAUCUGCACAUUCAAAAGUAACUAAGUGUUUUCAGAUUGUUAACCCCUUUUGAAGAGUUGCUUCUUGCUAUUUAGUUAUUCCAAAUACACCAAUUAAACCCAUAUUUUUGUUGUCAGCCGACGUUAAAGGAAAUCACUUUUUAUGAAAUUCUAAGAUGAGACUGGAAUAAUCAGCUCAGGAUUAUUCUCACAUCAGAACCUGUUUCAUUGAGAAUGUCUCAAUAACUUAAGGAUUGGUCAGUAACUUCUUUUUUUUUUGGUACACACUUAGAUGAUUUUAAAAAUACACUGUGCAACUUUGUUAAAGAGGAUGUUACUUUUUUAGGGCUCAACGAAGCUCCCAGCUGUUGGGCCAUUGUUGUUACAGAUCGCCAGGUCAGGGCACUGGUCGCCAAGGGGGAAGAGCUCUUUCUUGUUGACCAAGGAGGACAGUACCAGCAACAGGUAGGUACUAAUUAAUUAAUUGAAGAAACUACCAAACGGGAGGGAAUCUGGUUAACUCAAAGUAGGUUAAACUAGAUCUUUAGUUUUCAAAGUAUUAUUUCUUGACAUUAUAAACAGAGUUUGCAAAAAAAAAAAUCCUGGUGAAUUAUAUCAAAUUUUGUCGUCCUUAAACACAAGUUUGCUCUGCUUAUCUCUUGCAUUGCAAUUAGGGCUACUGAAAAAUGGUUAAUGAAUUCCAAAAUAGAAAAGAAAAACAUGACAAAAUAUUGACUUGCAUUUUUGUUUUCCUUUUUUUUUUUUUUUGCUGGUCUGAUAAGUCCAUGUUUUUUUUUUUACAUUUAAUUUUUUUUUAUUUUUAGAGGAAAGAAAUAAAAAUAGAAAAAAAUAAAAAAGCUUUUGCUCAACAAAAGUCUAUUACAUACAUUUUUUAUGGUUAAUGAAUUCCAAAAUAGAAAAGAAAAACAUGACAAAAUAUUGACUUGCAUUUUUGUUUUCCUUUUUUUUUUUUUUUGCUGGUCUGAUAAGUCCAUGUUUUUUUUUUUACAUUUAAUUUAUUUUUAUAUUUAGAGGAAAGAAAUAAAAAUAGAAAAAAAUAAAAAAGCUUUUGCUCAACAAAAGUCUAUUACAUACAUUUUUUUUUUACUGCUGUUUCUUAUAAAAUUUAAUUUUUUGACAUUUGUCACAGUUUAUCACUUUUUAGAAUGUUUUUUAAAUGGAUUCAUCACUGGUUUCUCUCCUACACAAUAUGUGUAGGACCUCCAACCAAAAAACUUGUUAUACAAAUACAAGCUAUUUUGAGACUUGUGAUAGGCCUGAUAUUAACGGACACAAAAUAAAAGAUCUAAAAUUAUAUAACAAAGAAAAAGAUUUUAAAAUACUUAUACAACUUAUACAUGUAGUUACCAUAGAUUUACUCUACUCUUCAUUAUUCACAAAAUUUGAAAUCCCCUAAAUUUUUCAGCAACCCGAUUUAGAUGAAAAUUCAGGUCCAAUCACUCUGAUGGCGGUAUCAUUCAAUAGCAAGUACAUGGCCCUUUUCACACAGCAAGGCUUCAUCUGGAUUGGCACGGCAGAUUUACAGGUAAGUAAAAUAAAAAUAUGAAAAAAUGAAAGGGUGUGACCUAAAAUUGGAAAUAACAUUCAGUGGGAAAUAGCCAAUUGUUGAUUGGAGCUUAAUGUAUCCAUUCAUUUUUAUACAAGAAAUGUUGUUGAGGGUAAGGGGGGGGGGUGGUGUAAGGUGUUUUUUCUUUUAAAAAAAAUAUAAAAGUCUGACUUAUUCAUAUGUAGACAUUACAAGUCAUUUUUAUUUAAAUUUGUUUAAAAAUAUGCGUACAAUCAAAUCUUUAAACUAAAAGCCUGACCUAUUCAAAAGUUUAUGUAACUCUUACCAGUCAUUACUAAACCGAUUUGUGAGCUUGAAUAUUUCCACUCUUGCAGAAGAAGUACUGUGAGUUCAACACCAAGUCAACUAAACUGCCUGACCAACUUGUUUGGUGAGCAGCCUUCUGUUUGUCAGGCAAAUAUUUACCAACAUGGAAAUCUUUGUUUAAUUGUUGGAGGAUAGUUUAAAUAAAAUUUGUCGUACUGGGAAUAUUAGGACUUGUAAGUGCAGGCACAGAACCACUGGUAAAUAUUUUUUCGUACACUUUUUCAGGUGUGGGAAUGGAGCUGUUGUUGGACUGUGGGACAAACUGCUGCUUGUCAUUGGUCCUGAUAAAGACUGGAUCAGGUAACUAAGAUCAUGUGGUCUUUUAUUUUGUAUGGCCGUCAUAAGGAAAGUUGGUAGAGUUAACGGACAUGCUACAUUUCAUGAACUUUUGUGGAAGAAAAUCAAAACAACCACAGAUUUGAUAUCAGUAAAAAGCUCUUUGUUAUUCCAUCAAAUUAUUCUACAUUAUAUUUUUUUUGCAUUAGUUAAUGUACGCAAUUGUUGCAUAAUAUACUAGAAAUCUACACAUAGAUUUGUCCUUUUACCUGCUGUUAUUUGGAUCUAUGCUAUGUCAUGAAAAGAAUGACAUAAAUUAUUGUUGGCUGCUGGAGAUCGUCAACUUGAAAAGACUUUGGGUAAAAUUGCUCUAAUCAUACAUUUAUUGUAAAGAAGUAAAUACAAUGUUCAUAUUGAAUGUUUCACAAUUUAUGUGAAAUAACAUGUGAAACAGCAUAAUGGUAAACUCCUAAGUCUCAUAUUGAAAUGGCUUCUUUGACAGAUAUAACAUGGAUACGCCUGUGCAUUUAGUGCAAGAAGAAGAUGGGCUCCGCAUUAUUGGAAAUGAGACACAUGAGUUCUUGCAAAAGGUGCCCAGUAAGUGGAAUUUAUUAAUUGAAAAUAUCACUAUAGCAAUAAGUGGAAUUUAUUAAUUUAUUAAAAUUAACUUAUUGUCCAGUAAGUGAACUUAAUUUUUUUUAAAACACUCUUUGGAUAAAGUGUUUCACCCAUCACAAUCCGAUCAGUGCAUAAUGUCAGCUUUCUGAGAUAAAAGAAAAACACUUUACAGAGACAAAAGUGUUUUUUUUUAAAAUGUUAUCCAGCGAUGUACAAUUACAAACUAUACACUGUAGUGUUUUCCUUUUGAACUUGCCAGCUUAAAUCUGAUUAAGCUUGUAGCUUGCAGUUGGUGUGGUGGGGAAACUUAUUUCCUGCUGCAUAUGACAGACAGGAUUGGAUUCCUGGCCCAUUCAACUUAUUUUCCCCUUAUUUUUUGUUUUUCUGUUUGAGUUUUUGUAUUUUUCUCUUAAAAGCUAUUUAAUUUUACAGACGGUUCUAUCUUGCUUAUAUUAUUUAAUGUGACUUAUUUUUGUCACACCUCAGCAAUGACAGAAGACAUUUUCAAAAUCGGCUCCUUAAAGCCAGGUGCAAUAUUGUAUGAGGCCAGUAAGGAGUUUCAGGUAUGUCCAUUCGUUCUAUAAGGUUAAACAAAAACAAAAAACUAUUGAGAUAUUCUUAAACAGUAUGCAUUCUUUCUCCAUAAAGAAUACUCAUGUGUUACACAUUAAAACAAUCCUUUUUUUUUCGAGACUAUACAUUUUUCCCAACAGUGAGAACAAAACAACUUAUCUGGACAAGCUUGAUCUAGCAUGCUGUUUGAAUACCUUAUUUUACGGACUAUGAGACGCUACAGACUAUAAGAUGCAACUUAAUUUUUAAGCAAUUUUUUUCAAAAAUAAAGUUUUUACCAUUUUUAUUAUUAGAUUGCAAAGCCAGACUAAAAAAAAUUCUUAGUUUAUAAAACGUAACUGACCUUUAAAAUCCCUGAAAAUCAUCAUCUGAACUUUUGUACUGUUACCGAUAAAACAAAUCACUUUGAAUUAAAGUUCACUGGCACUGUAGACUGGAAUGACUGAUCAUAGGCUAGACAGUGUUCUGGGUUUGUGAUGGCGAGGCGGGAGGGAGACAGUGUUAGCAAGCUUGUGAAUCCCAGCAACUCAUGCUCAUCGCACUGGUGCACUGCUGCUGCCAGUUGAAUCCAAUGUUGCCUGAUACACGUCAAAUACAUUGCCAUUUUUAAGACUGGUAAAAAAAAAAAGUAUGUCUUAUAGUCCGUAAAAUACGGUAUAUAUUCACUCUGCAAAAAUAUGUGCACAGUAACAAACAAAAAAAAAAAAACAACAAAAAAACUCAAUGUUUAGAUUUUUAGAUACAUUUUUAAGACUUGUAAAAAAAAAAAGUAUGUCUUAUAGUCCGUAAAAUACGGUAUAUAUUCACUCUGCAAAAAUAUGUGCACAGUAACAAACAAAAAAAAAAAAACAACAAAAAAACUCAAUGUUUAGAUUUUUAGAUGAGGAAGAAAAUUGAUCUGACGUUUGAGCUGUGAAAGGAAAUGUUUGGUAUCUCUGUGUACAUAUGUGCGGUUGCUCCUUUACACAAAUCUUUUUGUUUUGCGCAAGUUUCCAGACCGUUAUUUGUUUUAGGAUGCGUUUAAUUUCAAGCUGCGAGUGUCCUUUUACUUUAAAAGUUACUAACACUAUAAGUUUAAUAGCAUUGUGUGGUAACACCUUCUUACCCCAUCAACAAAGUAACCCUCGUCUUAUUGCUCUUUUGAUUUUUGUUGCACUGUCUCAGAACGGCAAUCAGAAAGCUGAUGAGUACAUCCGCAUGAUCAAGGAGAAGCUUGAUGAGGCGGUCAACCAAUGCAUCCUGGCCGCUGGUCAUGAGAUUGAGCCAUCCAAACAGAGAAUGUUGCUUCGUGUAAGUCUGACAAAUGUAUUUGGUCAUAAAAGUUUCAAGAGUCGAAGGAAGUUAUACUAUCAGAAAUUUUACAAGUGAAAUCUUUUAAAUGUUAAUUGAUUCCACCAAGGUAGUCAAGCAAAGUCAAAUUCAAUAAUCUCAUAAGAGAUAUUUGAUUUUUUUAAAAUUUGAAGGAUACUAAUGCACGUAAAGUGUGCUUUAAUCACAUCUGUAUAAAUCUAUAUUAAAGUGGUAAAAAAGCCCAACCUAACGGUAAAUUUGUAGAAAAUAACACUGUAUCAAAAUUUCUAAUAUUAUCUUUGUGAAUGUAGGUCUAUUAAUCAAAGUAGUGAAAAGAUCUAUAGGUUUUCCAUUGUCUCAGCCUCAUUUGGAAAAUAAAAAUUGUAUUUAUUUUAUUUGACACAUUUUACUUGAAAUACUUUACAGAACCAAGGGUGGAUUUGUUCUUUGUUCAAGAUUUCAAGGCUGUGUCUAAUGUUUGUCAGUAUUUGUUAUUAAUUUUGACAAGAGUUCACUCUGGUGUCUAACAGAUGUUAUUUCCUCUGCAGGCUGCGUCAUUUGGGAAAUGUUUCCUCACAGACUACAGGCCCGAGGCUUUUGUCAACAUGUGUCAGAUGCUGCGGGUGUUGAACCAAGUACGGCAUCACACCGUGGCCAUUCCCUUAACAUAUACACAGUAUCCUUUCACAAGAGAUGCUGAAACUGUUCUAGUUCAACACCCUGGGGGUGUUAUUUGACGGGAAGAGACACACACUCACAAAAACAAAAAACAGGGAUCGUAUUUAUGUGAUGUUUAAGACUCCUUUAAACAUCCGUGAUUGCCUCAAUCUAUGUUAACCUGGUAAAUAGAAGUCACUCAGAUUCAUUGACUUGUAGGAAAUUUGUGCUCUGGAAAUCAAAGGUAAAAAUGUACAUGAAUUGGAACAAAAUGCUAUUAUAAUGAGUUGUGUCCCCUGAGGUUAAUUUAAAACAUGGCCUAGAUCUGUAACUUGACAUUUUGUCAUUUUCAUUUAUUUCACAAAUUCAUUAUCAAAGGGGAUCAGAAUAGCUUUUGGCUUGUUUUUUGUGGUUGACUUUUGCGCAAAUUUGUACAGUUAAUAAAUUUAAGGCACCAAACCAUAGACAAUAUCGGAGCAGCUCAUCACCAUGCUGACAAACACACACCACACAAUGUUUCUCAAUAGUAUCUAAUUAUUGUGUUAGUCAAUCUAAAAGUGCUAUUAAAUCUGACAUUUUUCCAUGGAAUUGGCUAUUCGGACCCGGGUUCUGCGAAAUGAGAGGUUGGGAUUAAAAUUUAAAGUAAAAUAUUAUUGUUAGGUUGUAAGGAAUGGACUUUAUGUUUUUAAACUUAUUGCUUCAGUUUAACUAAAAUAAACCCUACAAUAAUUUGUAAAAAAUUUUUAAUAAACCCAAACUCUUAACGGGUCCGAAUAGCCGCAUCCUUUUUCCAUACUUUUGAUUGAUCUCUGUUUUUAAAAUAUGUAUGUAGGUUAAACUUCAAGUUCUUUCCUUAAGUACAUUUAGACUGGAGCACCUGUCCAUGCCUGUUCUGAUUGACAGGCUGGUAUUGCGCAAGUUAUUUGGGCUGGCAGUGAAAAUUUGCCAGUACCUGAAGGUACCAGAUAAUGAAGGCAGGAGUCGAAUCAUGGCCCACUGGGCCUCAUUUAAGGUAGGAUGGGACGACAAAGGAAUGUGAACAAAUCACUUUUGUACAGAUUCCAUAUCUUUAUUCUCUAGCACUCCAUAUCAUGACUUUACUCUUUAGCGAUGUGUACCGUAAUUUUACUCUCUAGCACUGUAUCAUCCUGGGCUAUAUCUGGCCAAAAUAGCCAAGUUAAUAAAGUUAAUUUAUGGAAUAUGCAUUUGAGCAUUAAAAGAAAAAAAACAUGAACUGCUGCUCCAUCUAAAUCCAAAAUGUCAGUGAGAUAAACACCAUUGAUGUUACGGUACUGGAACCAAGCCACAAUGAUUAAAUUAUAAUAAAGCUAAUAGGGAGCCAUUUUUUUUUAAAAAUCAUUUCAAAAGAUGUUUUUGAUUCUGUAUCACAAUAUUCUAUCACCUUUAAGAUGUAAUUUUAAAAUUCCAAACAAACAAAACUUUAUUAAAAAGUUAAUUUCCAUCGAUAACAGCACGCAACUAAUUUUGAGCAGUUGUCAUCUGUGAGCUAAAUUUAUAAUUAAAACAAUUUCUGAAAAUGUAUUAAGCAUUUUAUUUUAAACAGAUUUGGUUGUCAUUUAAGAUUGUAAAUAAAGGGAGACCAUUCCUCUUGUUGUGAAUUUCCCUUGUUGGCGGUUGGUCAAUUCUAUAGAUAAAUUGAACAGGUCCAGCAGCGUGAAGAUGAGGAGAAACUUGCCAGAGCCAUUUCUCAAAAACUAUUGGAUGUUCCGGGCGUGUCCUUCUCAGAGAUUGCAGGUGUGGCACUGAAGCAGGGCAAAAAACAGCUGGCGAUCAAGGUGAGAUCAGCUUGAAAGGCCUUAGAAGUUAGGUCACAAUUUGAAGCGUUUCAUCAUUUUACAAGUAUUUUAAUUUAGAAAUGUUUGGUUUGUCUCGAGUUUUUGUAGUAUUGAAAAUUUUAAUUUAUUAACAUUGUAAGGAAAGUAUAGCCAGUUCCACAGAAGCGGGUGCCUGAAACUACACACUCCUUUUUAAAAAAUUUCAUUGUUUAUUGGAAAUAAUUUGGAAUUGCUGAAGAUCAAUUUUUCUCAUCAUCUGCUCUAUGUAGAUCAUUUCCUAAUUAUUAUUAUUUUUAUUUAUUCUCCAGCUGUUGGAUUAUGAAGCCAGAGCAUCUGAACAAGUUCCACUGUUGUUGGAGAUAGGCCAGGAUCAGGCAGCCCUGACCAAAGCUAUAGACAGUGGAGAUACGGACCUUGGUAAGUUUUUCUCCUCACUGACCUGAAUAUCACUACUGUUCAUGGCAAGAACACCUACGUAUCCUGGCUAGCCUUAAGUCUUUGACCGAAGUAGACAGGUCAUCAAAGUGUGUCUUGACCAAAGUAGACAGGUCAUCAAAGUGUGUCUUUGACCAAAGUAGACAGGUCAUCAAAGUGUGUCUUUGACCAAAGUAGACAGGUCAUCAAAGUGUGUCUUUGACCAAAGUAGACAGGUCAUCAAAGUAUGUCAAUGACCUCUGACUGAAGGCUUAGGCCUAUUUUCAGUUCAGUUUCCUUCAAACAUUAAGAAUUUUUUUUUUAAAUGAAUUAUUUUACAAAGUAUCCAAAAAAUAAAUAUUUUUUUACAAAGGAAAAUCAAUCAUUUCUGCAAAUUUACAAAUCUGAGCUGGGUAAAUAUGGAUCGGUCGGUCCAGAUUUGAUAUCAGAGCUCAUCAUCAAUUUUGAAAUGUUAUUUUCUGUACUGUAAAUUUAACCAUUGAAUGCAAAAAUUGUUUUUGUCCUCUUAGUGUACACUGUACUCCUUCACCUGAAAGACAAACAACAGAAUCCUGGUGAUUUCUUCAUGAUGAUCAGGUCCAUGCCCAUAGCACUGUCACUUUACAUCCAGGUGAGCAAUAUCCUCUGGGAUAUGUUUUGGGCCCUAAUGUUCCACAGUAUAGAAUUUCGUACAAAUCCUGCAGCACUAUCCUCUUGCAUCAGUUUGGGAACCGCUGUACCUGCCUAACCCUUGAACAAAACUUUGUUUUAUGUCAAUCAAAGACCAGAGUUGAUUUAAUUUGUCUGUGUUAACCUAAGACAUAAUAUUAAUAUUUGUAAAGAUUGAUGGUAUCACUAAAGCCUCACAUUUUUAAAUGCAUUUUUUAACAUUAGCUGUCUGUUUAUUUAUACAAAUAUAUUUAGAGAGACAUUUUUGUUUUUUCUCUUCUAUUUUGCAGUAUUGCAGACAACAAAACCUAAAAAUUGUUGAAGAUUUGUACUAUCAGGAGGACAACUCUUCAGACGAAGGAAACUGUAAAGUAACCCGCAGUUAUCUUCUUGAUGUAAGAUGGGCUGAAUUUUUUUUAGGAUGCUUCAAUAAUACUAACUUGUGCCUUUUUUUUCUUUUGAAAUUUAAUUUCGUUAAAUGUUUCUGUUCAGUCUGAAAAUCACACCAGUCUCCUACAUCCAUUCCGUUGUGCUCUGGUGGUGAACCAGGAGGUAGCUUUCCUUAUAGUUGUAUUAUUAUCUAGUUGUGUUCUCAUGAAAAAACAAAAAUCGUCUUUGGGACUAACCUUUUAGUUCUCCAUUUCGUCCAUUCUACUGUGUUCAAAAUAUCUUUUUUCUUUCCUCCUUCAUUGAACACAAUGUUACAGGUGUUCAUUUCUUGGGUUCAGAAAAAGAAAGAGAUGUUCAACAUUGACUUAACACUGCCUCACUUACUGUGUCGAUGUCAAACUCCUUGACUUACCUUUAAGAGAGGUUUUACAGUGAUCCCUCGUUUAUUACAGCUUCACUUUUUUUCUGUCUCACUACAUCAAAGAUUUUGUACUUGUAUACAUCUAUUUUGUUACAGCACAUUUUUUUACUAUAUUAUGGGAUUUUGCUGUAUUUAAGUAUUUUUAUAUUUGUUACAUAAAUAAUUUUUGCUGUAAAAUAAGCAUUUUCUAGAUUAAACAUUAAUAUAUAAAAAAAUGAAUUAAAAAAUAUUAAAAGAAUAUUUAAUUGAAAUAAAGCACGUAGCACAAAAGCAACAAACUAGAGCACUGUGAACUGUAUCUUGGUCGGUGUGGGGGAGAGUUUACAACUAGAGCACUGUGAACUGUAUCUUGGUCGGUGUGGGGGGGAGUUUACAACUAGAGCACUGUGAACUGUAUCUUGGUCGGUGUGGGGGAGAGUUGACAACUAGAGCACUGUGAACUGUAUCUUGGUCGGUGUGGGGGAGAGUUUACAACUAGAGCACUGUGAACUGUAUCUUGGUCGGUGUGGGGGAGAGUUGACAACUAGAGCACUGUGAACUGUAUCUUGGUGGGUGUGGGGGAGAGUUUACAACUAGAGCACUGUGAACUGUAUCUUGGUGGGUGUGGGGGAGAGUUUACAACUAGAGCACUGUGAACUGUAUCUUGGUGGGUGUGGGGGAGAGUUUACAACUAGAGCACUGUGAACUGUAUCUUGGUUGGUGUGGGGGAGAGUUUACAACUAGAGCACUGUGAACUGUAUCUUGGUGGGUGUGGGGGAGAGUUUACAACUAGAGCACUGUGAACUGUAUCUUGGUGGGUGUGGUGGAGAGUUUACAACUAGAGCACUGUGAACUGUAUCUUGGUCGGUGUGGGGAGAGUUUAUAAAGCCUUGAAAUAAAUCAAAUAUAAGAUUGCUCCUUGGAGGAUUUCGGCCAUGAGGGAUGGGUGUUUGGAACCUAACCCCUGUGUUAGAUGAGUGAUCACAGUCUAUUGAUUUCCCUUAUUUUAUCUAUCGAAUGAGUGGAUCUGACUAUAAAUAUUUCUGGGUCUCAUGUAUGUACCAUCAAUUAUUGUGCGUCAAAUUUUUCCUUGGUCGGUAAAGUGAAACUUACUGAAGCUGAUUGGAUCUACAUGUGUACGUACUGCUUCUUACCAAGAAAUGAGUCUGCCAGUCUUUUUUUGUUGUAUCUCUGCAUCUCCUUACAAAUUACAAUAUUUCCACUCAGCAUGUGGAAGAGAGAGUCAAGCUGCUGGAAGAUGCCAUGAACUGUUUCCACAGAUGUAAAAAUGAUUUUGCCAGCAAGGUAACUCACAUGAAAUAAACUUGAAGGAAUAUUUUUUUUAUCAAUAACUUUAGAACUAAAUUUUUUGCCAUGGUAAACAUUAGCAAGAUGAAAUUCAGCAUAUUUAUUAGUCAUGCAAUAUUUACUGUAUCACUUUAACACUUGAAAGAAUGUAAAAUUUAAAAAAUAUAUAUUUUUUUAUGAAAUGAGUUUGUAAAAAAAAAAAAAAUUUCAUUAAUUAAAGGGAAUAUUUUAUGAAAAAUCCCAAUAAAAACAAAUGUGACCUUUAACCCCAGCAAACAGAUGAGCAGAUCAGACUGCUGCGUCACCAGAGAAAACUGGAGGAUGAGACAGGUCACACCUACGCUGACCUCUCCCUGCAGAAAACCCUGUACAAGCUGACCAUAGAUGGCAAUCACCAGUAUGUGGAGAAACUGAGGAAAGAGUUUAAAGUUCCAGACAGAAGGUGAGCCCAGUAAUGACACCGGGGAGGGCAUCAAUUUAGGAUAGAAGGUGUUUUCUGUUGUACCAAGCCAACAACAUGUUAAACAUGAAGUAAAAAACUUACAAAUCUUUAUCUUCUGCUAACUAUGCUCAAACUGGCUAACUAAAGUGAAUAAAAAUUGUUACAAAUCAUACUGUUGAAAGCUGUUUGAUAUAAAUAAUUUUGGUUUAACUUUUUAUAAUAGAUUUAUAAAUGUCUACCUCUAGCUUUUAGUUUCAUGGUUUUUUUUUAUUUUUAAAGAUUUUUCUUUAUAGAUAUUUUUUUAUAGAUAUUUUUUAUAGAUAUUUUUAUCGAUAUUUUUUAUAGAUUUUUGUAUAGAUAUUUUUUAUAGAUAUUUUUUAUAGAUUAUUUUUAUAGAUUAUUUUUUAUAGAUUUAAAAGAUAUUUUUAUAGAUUUUUUUUAAUAGAUAUUUUUUAAUAGAUAUUUUUAAUGAAUUUUUUUUAUAGAUAUAAUGUAGCCUAGAAACGGAAUGCAAAAGAAGUUGUUUAUAUUUGGAUUUCCUUGUUUAGAAAUCGGUUCAGGUAGAUUGUGAUAGCAACAGGCUGAGCCAUUAUUGAAUAUAAAUUCAAUUUUUAUAAAAAAACUAUACAGGUUUUGGAUCAUGAAAAUUUAUGCUCUGGCCGAAGUCCAAGAAUGGGGAGAAAUGGAAAAGUUAUCAAAAACAAAGAAAGCCCCAGUUGGCAUUGAGGUGAAGAAACAUACCACACAACGCGGUGCAAUUCAGCCAAGUCAGUCAAGUUGACGGGGUUGUUUGCACCUGAUUCGUUGGACUUGAUUAGUAUUUUUAAACGAUUUCUAAUUGAAAUUUUAAUUAAAAUUAUUCUACAACAGAGAGACCUUAGUUCCACCGGAAAUGAGAUGAUGGGGGAGGGGGGGAGAAUGAGCCUAUCAUUAAUCUGUAAAGUAAGAUUUUAGUUAGGUAUCAAACAUUAAAUUUUGUCAUGUCAGAAAGUUAAAUUGAGUAGGGUGGGCCCUGAGUUAAAAAACACAAUGUGGAAUAGGGUGGGCCCUGAGUUAGAAAACAAAUUAUCGAAUAGGGUGGGGCCCUGAGUUAGAAAACACAAUUAAGAAUAGGGUGGGCCCUGAGUUAGAAAACACAAUGUGGAAUAGGGUGGGCCCUGAGUUAGAAAACACAAUGUAGAGUAGGGUGGGCCCUGAGUUAGAAAACAAAUUAUCGAAUAGGGUGGGGCCCUGAGUUAGAAAACACAAUGAAGAAUAGGGUGGGCCCUGAGUUAGAAAACACAAUGAGGAAUAGGGUGGGCCCUGCGUUAGAAAACACAAUUAAGAAAUGUGGAAUAGGGUGGGCCCUGAGUUAGAAAACACAAUGUAGAGUAGGGUGGGCCCUGAGUUAGAAAACAAAUUAUCGAAUAGGGUGGGGCCCUGAGUUAGAAAACACAAUGUAGAAUAGGGUGGGCCCUGAGUUAGAAAACACAAUGUGGAAUAGGGUGGGCCCUGCGUUAGAAAACACAAUUAAGAAUAGAGUGGACGGUGAGUUAGAUAACACAAUGUAGAUCAGGGUUGGCCCUGAGUUUGAAAACACAAUGUAGAAUAGAGUGGACAAUGAGUUAGAAAAAACAAUGUAGAAUAGGGUGGGCAAUGAUUUUAGAGAGUAACCAGAUCAUGAAAGCACUGUCCAAAAUUUGCCAAAUCUUUCAGAUGUUCAUUGAUGCCUGUAUGAAAGAGAGAAAUGUGGGAGAGGCCAGGAAAUAUCUCCCACGAGUCCCACCAGAGUUGAAGGUCAAGUGCUUGAUACGUCUUCGGUAAGUCUAUGAUGACAUCAGCUGUUCCUACACAGUAAACUCCGCUGAAACAGAAAGUUUAUCCUGCAUCGCAUAUCCAUCAAAUCCAGGGGCAGGGUGGAUGGAGUUUGAUCCCUUUUAACUGGACAUCCUUUGCAAAACGCUCAGACGAUUUGAUUAGUUUUCUCUGGUGUUUUUUUUAACUAGUUGAGUUUGAAGCUGAUUAGAAAGAACUCAGUUUAAAACAAUAUUUCAAAAGGGCUUCCAGUUUUCAGUGUUGAUGUAUUUCUUAUUUUAAACUCUAAAUACCAUUGAUUAAAAGGAAAAAAAAAUAUUUUAAAUGUUGAGAAGACGCAUGAUUUAAGGACUUGCAUGCGUGACAUGAAUAAAAUGUCCAAUCAUUGGAUGCUCUGGGUUCAUGUGUUUUUACACUAGAGCUUUCCCCGCUGCCUGAAAAAAAAAGGAUAUUUUCUUUUUCCUCUUUUUUUCUCCAGCAUGUUCCGAGAGGCUGCAGAGGCCGCCCUGGAAAACAAGAGUGAAGAUGACUUCGAGUACGUGCUGUCCAGGCUGGGGCUGGCGGACAGGCAGGUGGCGGAACAGAUACGGGGCAUGAGGGGACAGUUUGGUGCAAGGAAAUAAAUUAGGUCAUAGGAGAUGAUCGUGAAUGACAGUUGCAAUGUGAAGAUGGAUGGAUAACAAAUUGAACCCGAACAAAGCUGAGGCUGAUCCUGAUGCUGAGGGUGAUGCUGUGGCUGAUGCUUAUCUGUUGUGUGUCUGAGAAAGAUAUGAGUGAACACUAGUUUCUGAAUGACUAUAGCCUCUGUCAACUUUGACCUUUGCUCUUUGACAUAUUCCUCCCAUCCCCCCCCCACCCAAACACUGUAAAUAACUAUCAGAGAUGAAUGUUGAUUAAAACGAUGCAUUAAAUCACUUAAUGUUUUUUUUAAAACAAAAACUAUGAUUAAAGAUUUGUGUAAACAUUAAAAUAAAACUCCCACGUGUCUGCAUUAUAAAGUCAAAAUGAUUGGAUGUUCUAGCUUCUGAUCAGGUUAAAAAUGCAAGCUUAAUUUAUUUUCUGUUGAUAUCUGCCCCAUAACUAUGUGAAUAACUGGAGGGGGUGGAAUGAUGGCAUACUCCAUCACCUAGCAACUAAUUUUUAAAAAAAAAUUUGCUCUCCAAAAAUUCAUUAUCAUCACCAGGGCCAUUGUUGUUGUUAUGGGAGUUCAUUGGUAGCCGACUUCUAUGCUAAAGAGAAAUUCUUUAGAUGUCUUGUGUCAUGUCACAGCACGGCUUCAUGUCACAGGCUGGUGUCAUGUCACGGCCUGGUGUCAUGUCACAGACUGGUGUCAUGUCACAGCACAGUGUCAUAUCACAGGCUGGUUAGAAUGAUAGGUUUCUGUCUGUGAUAGGUUAUGGUGUAUGAUAACUUCAUGUAUGUAUGUUAUACAUUGGCUGCUGCUCAUCGUGCAUCCAAUUAUUAUUUGUUUCAUGUUGUAUAUUGAUGCAAGAAUAAGGCUUGCGAAGAAAUUAUCCUUCAUUGUUAUUUAAUUUUAAUAAUAAAGAAAUGUGU
This is a messenger RNA of Lymnaea stagnalis (great pond snail), 17245 nucleotides long. NCBI's taxonomy places the organism in Eukaryota, Metazoa, Mollusca, Gastropoda, Lymnaeidae. The record is from the annotation of a GenBank genome assembly.